UUUGGAUGGUUGGGUCAUGCGAGUAAAACCAAAACUGUCCACGCAGGACUCCGUACUUACGUCAACAUUCAGAGGAAAACAUGGCGGCCGCCUUGGCAAGGAGAGUGUCCGGGCUGCUGAGGCCGCUGUCUGUCUCUCUGUGUGCUAAGACACCACAGGUCUGUCAGCUCUCCAGCCUCCUCCAGCCUCAGCCUCUCUACAGCUCGGUCGCAGCCGCUGUCAGCGCUCCCCUGCGGGCUGCAGUGUGUCAGACACCCCGCUGUAACAUUCUUCAAAGGAUAUCAUCACUUAUUCCCAGUCUGACUCAGCAACCAAGCAGAAGUCUCACAUACUACAGUGUAAAGAAGGGCAAGAGGAAGUCUGUAAAAUCUGUGCCAGAUCGGUUUAUGAGGCUUCAUUGUGGCCUUUGGAUCCGACGCAAGGCUGGAUACAAGAAGAAACUGUGGAAGAAGAAACCUGCCAGACGAAAGCGCCUGAGGGAGCAUGUGUUCUGUAACAAAACACAGAGCAAGCUUUUGGAUAAAAUGACAACCUCUUUUUGGAAACGGAGGAACUGGUAUGUGGAUGAUCCUUACCAGAAGUACCAAGACAGGGUUAACCUAAAAGUUUAAUUUGCUGUUUCAUGGCGUGAGAUCUUGUUUUGUGUUUGGCUGUAAUGUAAUAAAGUUAGAAUACAUAUACAUAA
Messenger RNA from Labrus bergylta (ballan wrasse), 685 nucleotides. RefSeq names its product mitochondrial ribosomal protein L35 (gene mrpl35). The record is from RefSeq and is a predicted model, not a curated record. Gene Ontology annotation, cellular component: ribosome; mitochondrion. Gene Ontology annotation, molecular function: structural constituent of ribosome. NCBI's taxonomy places the organism in Eukaryota, Metazoa, Chordata, Actinopteri, Labriformes, Labridae. Gene Ontology annotation, biological process: translation.